Molecule: messenger RNA, 1193 nt
Organism: Pomacea canaliculata
Lineage: Eukaryota; Metazoa; Mollusca; Gastropoda; Architaenioglossa; Ampullariidae
Exons: 4
Coding region: 56-853 (265 amino acids)
Source: RefSeq, a predicted model, not a curated record
GAGUGUAUUAUAAAGGUAGAGUGAUCGCUGUCACCAGUCUGACAUAACGGUCGUCAUGACCACGUGGACACAAGUCCCGGUGCUCACCACGUCCGAGCAGACCGUGUGGGACAUGAAGCAGCAGCAGUACAGCGGCCAGUGUCUGGUGGUACACCACACUGAUGUACAUACAUCCACCAGUCAGGACAACAACACCUACAAACAGGCCCUACACUGGACUACCAUCGUUUGCUGCGGAGCAAUCAUUCCACUGCUGACCAUCCUCGGUCUCCCUGGCAAAGUCCUCUGCGCCGUCGUCUUCUACAAACAGGGGCUAAGGGAGAGAAUCAACCUCUGUCUCUUCGCCCUGGCAGUCAUCGAUAUAAUCGUUGUCAUUGAUAUCUUCAUAGCCAGCAGUGAACUCCUGUACAGGGAGGUAAUCGGACCCUCCUGGAUCUUCUUGCCGUACGUGUUGGGUAUGAAAGGUUCUGUGUGGGCCUCGCACUUCCUGUCGGCUGUGAUCGCCAGUGAGCGGUGUUUCUGUGUCGUCAGUCCCUUCCACGCCAAGAGGCUGCUCAAGACGUCCACCAUGGCCGCCAUCAUCGUCGUGGGUUGUACCCUGUUGACUGCGGGCAUGUGCGCUAUCGUGGUCCCCAAACAUAUCCCCGCGUGUAGGUUCGAUCCCCUGACUAACAUCACUGACAAUAUCAUCUAUGUAACAUUGUAUUACCUGAAGAACCAGACUAUUAUUGACAUCGUCGACAUCUUCGUCUACGCCACUGCGUUGCCAGGGAUCUUCCUGUCCGUCAUCAUCGUCACCACCGCCAUCACCUCAUCAAGCUUCGAGCAGCUCUCGCCUGGCGUCGAUCAGUGAUGUCCAUCGCAACGACGACGACGACAUCCCCUGAGGGUCAAGGUGACCUGAAGAUGACCCGCAAGGAGGCGAGUGUGACCCGGAUGCUGAUGGCCACGUCUGUCUUGUUCAUCGUGUGCAUCACACCCAACUUCCUGCUGCAGGUGACCACGCUGGUGGUGCCGGACCUCAGCCAGACAGGCCGCUACUACAGUCUGAUAGCCGCCUUCUGGAGGAUUGUGGACAGCUUCUGGAUGUUAUAUUCCUCCUUGACUUUCUUCGUGUAUUUCAAAAUGGGGUCAACGUUCAGGUCAUCGCUUGUAGAUAUGUUUGGUCGUCAGAGGUUAAAAUAAUAGAGAAC